GUUUGACCGGUUAUAAAAUUGCCAUUUGCAGGCGAGUUUUAGUGGUGUUGCGCCACUGCCUCGCUAGUGAGUGACAUGGCCGGCCAGCCUGCCCGACUGGGCCUCGAGCUCCCGGAGGUCAUCUCGCGACUGGAACUGUUCGCGCCCAGCCGACUCGCCGAAAAGUGGGACAAUGUCGGACUACUCGUCGAACCAUCGCCACCCAAACUUGUUCAGAGGAUGCUGCUGACCAACGACCUGACCGAGGACGUGAUGGCCGAGGCGGUGCAGCGGAAGGUCGACCUGAUCCUCAGCUAUCACCCGCCCAUCUUCCGGCCUCUGAAGCGGCUGGCCUUCUCCAAAUCGUGGAAGGAGCGUAUCGCCGUUACCUGUGUGGAAAACCGUAUCGCCGUGUACUCGCCCCACACCUGCUACGACGCUCUGGACGGCGGCGUCAACGACUGGCUCUGCGAGGCGUUCGGACCUGCCCGAGUGACGCCCCUGACGCCCAGCCUGGCGCCGGAGCCGAGCGUUCAGCUGGCGGUGGCGCUGCCGGCUGGUCCGCAGCGCCAGCUCGACUGGGUGGACGACCUGCACGAGCUGUGCCGACAGCUGCCCGGCGCCUCCGUAGAGGCUAGGUAUCAGGACGUGGUGCUGGACGUGCGCACGCUGGGCAGUCCGCUGACGAGCGGCCCCCAGCCGCGGCUUCAUCUGGUCGUCAGCACUCCACGGAGACACCUGGCGACCCUGACAGCGUUCCUCGGCUCCGCGGGACUCACCUCGGCCGCCACUCGACUCACGACGGCCGAACAGCUGCCGGAGCCCAGCCGCGGCUCCGGGCGGCUGGCCGAGCUGGAGAACAAGCUCUCCCUCAGCGAGGCCGUGCAGGCCAUCAAGAAGCACCUGAAGCUGCAGCAUGUCCGUCUGGCAGAGGCCGUCGGCAAGCCCAAAGACUCGCCGGUGCGGACGGUGGCGGUCUGUGCCGGCUCCGGCGGCUCCGUACUGGCCGGUCAGCAGGCCGACCUUCUGCUGACCGGCGAAAUGUCACACCACGAGGUGCUGGAUGCCACGCACGCCGGCAGUCAUGUGGUGCUGUGCGAACACAGUAACACGGAGCGAGGCUUUCUGGCGCGGCUGGCCGGCCGGCUGGAGGCGCUGCUGGCCGAACAGGUGGAGCUGGUGACGUCAGAGGCCGACCGGGAUCCGCUCACCGUCGUGUGAUACGAGCCGUGACCUGCUGACGGGACACGGGGAGAGACCCUUUGACCGACGUCAGACACAGGUCAGAACCCUAGGGCAGUCUCUGACACGGGCCGGCCCGGUUCUGCGCCCAUAAUAAGUGUGCCGUUCUGAUAAUUUGUAUACGUUUGUGUAGCUGGCCUCUGAAUUGGUAUUGGCAUCAAAAAGUGUUGCGUUGUAACAUGUCUAGAUGUGGUACAGGCUCACAGGCACAGGGUAUUGAAUACCACAGGCAGGCUCGUUACCGAGAAUGGACAGUCUUGUGCGAGCUGUCACUGGUCCCGUGGGUUGCUGAACGUUUGUAAAUGUUCUUUUGUGUUGCCCUGGCGCUAUGACGGGUUGCAGCAGGCUGUACUGUCUGAGAGAGGGAUUCUGGGUCAUCAGGCGAUCCUUGUACUUUGCCUGUGUUUCUUAAUGAGACGCUCUGCAAGUUUGUAACGAGAGUUUUUACCCUUGUUUGAGAAGGUGCUGUGAAACUGUAAUGUAAAACGAGUGGAGUGAAACACAUUUUGUAAAUGACUGAUAGGUGCGUGCGAUACAAUACACGCGUUGGAUA
Amphibalanus amphitrite is the source of this 1774-nucleotide messenger RNA. Its product is annotated as NIF3-like protein 1. NCBI's taxonomy places the organism in Eukaryota, Metazoa, Arthropoda, Thecostraca, Balanomorpha, Balanidae. The record is from RefSeq and is a predicted model, not a curated record. The coding region runs from base 76 to 1200 and encodes 374 amino acids. The transcript has 8 exons. Gene Ontology annotation, cellular component: mitochondrion; cytoplasm.